Durio zibethinus is the source of this 1133-nucleotide messenger RNA. Its product is annotated as ras-related protein RABH1e-like. Gene Ontology annotation, molecular function: GTPase activity; GTP binding. The record is from RefSeq and is a predicted model, not a curated record. NCBI's taxonomy places the organism in Eukaryota, Viridiplantae, Streptophyta, Magnoliopsida, Malvales, Malvaceae.
UUAAACUCAAAGCUUUCCUUCAUUUUCUUCUCUCUUGAAAAUUUCCAUUUCCAUCGAAAUAAUAAUAGCAACAAUAAUUUCAAAUUUUUUUCUUCUAGAUUCAGAUCUGAAACUCUCGUUUACAAGCAAAAAAGGGAGAAGAAAUUGAAAAAUGGCAACAGUGUCCCCUCUGGCGAAAUACAAGCUGGUAUUCUUGGGCGAUCAAUCCGUUGGCAAAACCAGCAUCAUCACCCGCUUCAUGUACGAUAAAUUCGACAGCACUUACCAGGCCACUAUUGGAAUCGAUUUUUUGUCAAAAACAAUGUAUCUUGAAGAUCGAACGGUCCGGUUGCAGCUUUGGGAUACCGCUGGCCAGGAGAGAUUUAGGAGUCUUAUUCCAAGUUAUAUCAGAGAUUCUUCCGUUGCAGUAAUUGUCUAUGAUGUAGCUAAUAGGCAAUCAUUUUUGAACACUUCUAAGUGGAUUGAGGAGGUACGCACAGAACGGGGCAGUGAUGUCAUUAUUGUCCUUGUUGGGAACAAGACUGAUCUGGUUGAUAAAAGGCAGGUUUCUAUAGAGGAAGGAGAUAACAAGGCUCGUGAAUUUGGAGUCAUGUUUAUAGAAACCAGUGCAAAAGCAGGAUUCAAUAUCAAGCCUCUAUUCCGCAAGAUUGCCGCUGCCUUACCAGGAAUGGAAACUCUUUCUUCAACAAAACAGGAAGACAUGGUUGAUGUGAACUUGAAGCCCACCGUCAAUUCAUCCCAGAAGACGGAGCAACAAGGAGGGGGUUGUGCGUGCUAAGAGAAAUGUAUUUACUAAAGCUUAAGAGAGAAAUGGAAGCGUUCAAACAUUUUUCUAUAACCAUCAAAUACACAAGUGAAUUUGGCAAACAAGGUAAAUGAUUGUUCCAGAGGAAAUGUUCCUCAGUUUAUGAUCCAAUUUUGGAUACUUUAGGAAGCUGGUCUAUGCUUCUGGUCCUUAUGGUAGAUUGUUUUACAUCUCCUGCUGUUAUUCUUUCUUCCAUGCAUUAUAGUAACUAGAGUUCAACUGUUACCAGCGUUUUAUUUGUCUCAGAAAAUUCCUUCUAGGAUAGCCAUUCAUUGUGUGAUUGGGAUUGGGAUCUUUAAUCUCUCAUGCUGAUUCUUUUAUGAGAAUU